This is a messenger RNA of Malurus melanocephalus (red-backed fairy wren), 868 nucleotides long. RefSeq names its product zinc finger protein 239-like. NCBI's taxonomy places the organism in Eukaryota, Metazoa, Chordata, Aves, Passeriformes, Maluridae. Gene Ontology annotation, cellular component: nucleus. The transcript has a single exon. The record is from RefSeq and is a predicted model, not a curated record. Gene Ontology annotation, molecular function: DNA-binding transcription factor activity, RNA polymerase II-specific; RNA polymerase II cis-regulatory region sequence-specific DNA binding. Gene Ontology annotation, biological process: regulation of transcription by RNA polymerase II; central nervous system development. The annotation marks the transcript as partial.
CCUCUCCUUGUGCCUCCUGCCCCAGAAAAUGAGCUGAGGUUGGAGAGCAGGGAGAACACAUACCCCCUGCAGAACCUCAUGGAAGAGGCUGUUUUCAGUGUCUCCACGGCACAGGAAUCCAACGGGGAUGAAAACUUCCAGAGAUCCCACAUGAGGAUGAGCAGCAUGCCAAACCCAGGGCUCUCUGAGGGGGAAAGACACACUCUGUGCCAGGAAGGCACCCAGAGCUUCAGCUGGGACUUGGAGCUGGGGGUCCUUGAGGAGCUUCAUGGCAGGGAGAAGCCCAACGAGUGCUUGGAGUGUGGGAAGAGCUUCAGCCGGCGCUCCACCCUGAUCCGCCACCAGCGGACCCACACUGGGGAACAGCCCUACGAGUGUGGGGAAUGUGGGAAGAGGUUCAGAGAGAAGUCCUACCUGAUAAGGCACCAUCGCACCCACACUGGGGAGAGGCCCUACGAGUGUGGGGAAUGUGGGAAGAUCUUCAGUCGGCGCUCCCACCUCAUCUCCCACCAGCGGACCCACACUGGGGAGAGGCCCUACCAGUGUGAUGAAUGUGGGAAGACCUUCAGUGACAGCUCCAGCCUCCUCUCCCACCAACGGAUCCACACUGGGGAGAGGCCCUAUGAGUGUUCUGAGUGUGGGAAGAGGUUUCAGAACAGCUCCCAUCUCCUCAGGCACCAGCGGAUUCACACAGAUGAGAGGCCCUUCCGCUGCCCCGACUGUGGGAAGGGCUUCAAGCAAAACUCCCACCUCAUCAGACACCACCACAUCCACACUGGGGAGAGGCCCUACGAGUGUCCCCAGUGUGGGAAGAGCUUCUCCACGAGCUCUGACUUGACCCGACACCAACGGAGGCACCGGUGAGGGA